UAGGUGCACCCUACAUCUGGGUCCACCUUUUCAAUGUUGUUUUGAUAACGUUAAUCAGAUGGUGAUCAUGAAAAUCAACGAAACCAACCACAUGUCUAACAUGGAACAACAGUAACAGUUGGUGUUUUUAGCAAUGACUAAGUAAAAGUCUAUAGCCCAUAUGAGAAGGCCGAAGCUCAAGUUAGUAGACUAAGGCCAAUUCUGAAUUAGCCGUAACGUGCAUGCUACGUAGGUUCUGGUUGUAUCCCAUUUCCAUCUGAUGUAGCCGCUUUCUCUAGCCAAGGAAGCAGAAUAUAGAGUCAUUCAUGUCUCUUUCAACCUCAGCCAGUCAGCCUCGAUUCUCGAGGACAUAUAUGGCCACCUCUCUUCUGUCAAUCCAUUGCUCAGUCUUGCUUCUCCCACUGAGAUGAUAGUUAUAUUAAGCUUAUUUUUUAUAUUUUAGAAGAUAAUGACAUGAUGGGUUGUUUCCAGCUUAUUUUUGUAUUGUCACUUUCUUUCAGUUUGUGCCUCUUCUCUAGUACUGUAUCAGCUCAGCUCAGACAAAACUAUUAUGCCAAAGUUUGCCCAGAUGUGGAAUCCAUUGUCAGAAAUGCAGUUCAAAAAAAAUUUAAAGAGACUUUUGUCACUGCUCCUGCUACCAUCCGUCUCUUCUUCCAUGAUUGCUUUGUGCAGGGAUGUGACGCUUCAGUUAUAGUUCAAUCCACUCCAACCAACAAAGCAGAGAAGGAUUACCCUGAUAAUCUAUCGUUGGCCGGAGAUGGAUUUGACACCGUGAUCAAGGCCAAAGAAGCGGUGGAUGCCGUCCCCAGCUGCAGAAACAAGGUUUCAUGUGCGGAUAUUCUUGCCAUGGCAACAAGAGAUGUUAUUGCUCUGUCUGGUGGACCUUCAUAUGGUGUUGAAUUGGGAAGACUGGAUGGCCUCAGCUCAACUGCUGCUAGUGUUCAUGGGAAGCUGCCUCAUGAAACUUUCAAUCUCAAUCAGCUCAUUUCUCUUUUUGCUGCUAACGGCCUCUCCCAAACUGACAUGAUUGCUCUAUCAGCGGCACACACAGUUGGAUUCUCCCACUGCAGCAAGUUCAGCAACAGACUAUACAAUUUCAGUCGUCAAAAUCCAGUGGAUCCUACACUCAACAAGGCCUAUGCAACUCAGCUACGGCAGAUGUGCCCCAGAAAGGUUGAUCCCAGGAUAGCCAUCAACAUCGACCCGACCACACCCAACACCUUUGACAACGUGUACUUUCAGAACCUCCAGAGAGGACAUGGCCUCUUCACCUCCGACCAAGUCCUCUUUACAGACCCAAGAUCCAGACCCACUGUUAAUGCAUGGGCCUCCAACUCCAUGGCCUUUCAGAAAGCCUUUGUCGCUGCAAUCACGAGGUUGGGCCGGGUCAGAGUCAAGACCGGUAGAAACGGUAAUAUUCGUCGAGAUUGUGCCAUUUUAAAUUAAAAAUGAAAUUCAUAAACAUAGCAAUUUAGUAAAUUAUAUGAAAGCAGGGGACCUUUACAG
Molecule: messenger RNA, 1506 nt
Organism: Manihot esculenta (cassava)
Lineage: Eukaryota; Viridiplantae; Streptophyta; Magnoliopsida; Malpighiales; Euphorbiaceae
Product: peroxidase 73
Exons: 5
Coding region: 454-1446 (330 amino acids)
Biological process (GO): response to oxidative stress; hydrogen peroxide catabolic process
Molecular function (GO): peroxidase activity; heme binding
Source: RefSeq, a predicted model, not a curated record